This is a messenger RNA of Metschnikowia bicuspidata var. bicuspidata NRRL YB-4993, 3825 nucleotides long. It is a transcript of the gene CCC2, whose product is annotated as Cu(2+)-transporting P-type ATPase. Gene Ontology annotation, molecular function: ATP hydrolysis activity; P-type divalent copper transporter activity; copper ion binding. The transcript has a single exon. Lineage: Eukaryota; Fungi; Ascomycota; Pichiomycetes; Serinales; Metschnikowiaceae. The record is from RefSeq and is a predicted model, not a curated record. The coding region runs from base 75 to 3545 and encodes 1156 amino acids. Gene Ontology annotation, cellular component: membrane. Gene Ontology annotation, biological process: monoatomic cation transport; copper ion homeostasis.
UUCAUCCCAUUCUUUUCCCGAUUUCCUUGUCCGUUCAGAAAAAGAUUUGCAUUCCCAAUAUUUGUCAUUUAGUCAUGCGUGAAGCCUUCAUUUCUAUCCGCGGCAUGUCUUGUGCUGCGUGUGCGGGCUCCAUCACCGAUGCGCUAGAGGCAUGUCCCACGGUUCAAAAAGCUGGGGUUUCCCUCCUUACUAAUGAAGCCAAAGUCAAGUUUUCGGAGCCGAUGAACGCGGAGGAUCUUGUCAGUAUCAUCGAAGAUUGCGGCUUCGAAGCACUGCUUGUGGCUGUCUCGCCAUCUCAGGAAAAACUGCUGGCUUCUGCUUCCACCAUACUAGAUAUUACCGGAAUGACUUGCGGGGCAUGUUCAUCGAGCAUCACAGAAGCUCUUGAGAACAUGGCUGGCGUAGAGCAGGCAAGCGUUUCUCUUAUCACGAAUCUGGCAAAAAUCCUACAUGAUGCGAGUCUUCCCGUCGAGAGCAUGAUCUCGACAAUCGAAGACUGUGGUUUCGACGCGACUUUGGCCUCGUCUAGUCAGGUGCAUUCUUCUAAUUCGGGUCUCGAAGAAACGAAACUAGAGGUUUUGGGCAUGACUUGCGGUGCAUGCUCAGCGUCCAUAACAGAGGCACUUCAAAAGCUUCCAGGUGUGGUCGAUGCCAGUGUGUCCCAAAUCACUAGUGCCGCGCACGUAACUCACAAGUCUGGCUUGAAGCCCGAGGCUAUCAAGGAGACAAUCGAAGAUUGUGGAUUCGACGCACGUGUCCUCCUGUCACAGCCGCUUGCGGGACUGCCCCCCACUGAGGACCAAAAGGAUGAUUUUGUCUUGCAGAUUCAUGGUAUCGACAAGGACACAGACAUCUCAGCUUUACAGUAUAACGCGGAGGCUGUUCUCAGCAGCUUGGCUGGCGUUGAGCUGUUCCAGUUUGUCUUCAAAGGCGAAGUUACCCCUGAGGAUUUCCACAACGAUGUGACUGAUUUGGGCCAAGAAAACCUCACAGACGAGCUUAGGAUAUCUCUUUAUUCAAAUGGCACAGGAAUCCGUCAUCUCUUGGAUUCUUUGAACACCUUAGACAGUCGGAUUCUGUUCAUCAUAUCUAAUUCCGUGGAUCAGUCUUUGAGUUCGCAGCUAAAAAUCUUAUCAAAAACGAAGGACAUCGAAUACUGGCGCUCUAAUUUCUGCUACUCUUUGGCUGCUGGCGCCCCCAUCGUUGCUCUCAGCGUCACUGAGAAUACGGGAUUUUGGAAAAAACUCACUUUCUUCCAUGGGCUUUAUCUAGUGUCCUUGAUUGAGCUUGCCAUUGCCACGUACAUUCUUUUUCAUCUCGGGGCAGUUUUCUUCAAAAAUUUCAAAGUGUUCAUCCGUCACAAGGGCAAACAUGCUAACAUGGACGUGCUUGUCUGUAUCUCGACCCUUGUAUCAUAUUUAUUUUCGGUUUUAUCCAUGUUUCUCAGUGUGUGGUCAGGGCAGAUGGAAAAGCCACCCAAAGUCUUGUUCGAGACAGUUGCCAUGCUUGUUUGCUUUGUCUCGUUUGGAAAAUGGAUCGAAAACCGAGCAAAGGGUUCCACUUCUUCGGCACUAUCCAAAUUAAUGUCCUUGACUCCAACAACAUGCACAAUCAUUGAUGACGAGGCACAGCUUGAACAUAUCACAAAAAUGAGUCAAGAUGACAAGACUUACGUCGCAGCCGAAGUUUCAGCCCGAACCAUUCCCAUUGACCUCAUUCAGAAAAAUGACAUUGCCGUUGUUUAUGCUGGCGGGAAAAUUCCAGCUGAUGGUAAGAUUGUUUAUGGAAGUACAGACGUGGAUGAGUCUAUCAUUACCGGAGAGUCUUUACCUGUUCAGAAGAAAGUUGGAGAUACAGUUAUUGGAGGCUCCAUCAAUGGGCCAUUUCUUAUUUACAUUCAGGUCACAGGCGCAGGAAAAAACUCUCAGCUUCACCAGAUCAUUAACAUUGUGAAGGAAUCACAAGUCAACAAGGCCCCUGUGCAGAGAUUUGCCGACUUUGUUGCAGCGAGAUUUGUUGCUUUCGUGCUAUGCCUUUCAUUUACCACCUUGCUCUUCUGGAUGUUGUACCUGAAAUUUUAUCCAGAAUAUCUUCCAAGCGUUUUCAUCAAAGACGAGAAUGGAAAAUACUUUGUGUGCUUGAACCUCGCCAUCUCUGUGAUAGUUGUGGCAUGUCCUUGUGCCUUGGGUUUGGCAGCUCCGACUGCUGUGAUGGUUGGUACGGGUGUCGGUGCCUCAUUUGGUGCUUUGAUCAAAGGAGGUGAUGUAUUAGAAAAAUCUAGUGGCGUAAAUGUCAUAUUGUUUGAUAAGACAGGCACGCUCACGCAAGGUGAUCUCCAGAUAACAAAAUCCAAGCAAAUAUUGGGAACAACUGGUCUUUCAGAAACUCAGUGGUGGACUUUGGUUGGUUCUGUCGAAACUCAUUCUGAACAUCCCACGGGAAAAGCGAUUAGUGCCCAAGCCAAAGAAAUAUUGAGCCUGUCACUUGAAAAAGACUCCUUACUGGCUACGAUCGAAGACUUUCAAGUCUACACUGGAAUGGGUGUUAAGGCCAGAGUAACACUUUCCGGAAAAUCCUUUGAUAUAGCUGUCGGAAACAAGAGAAUGGUGGUGAAAGAUUACCCCUCCGCUCGUGAAGACUUGUCACGAAUUCUUCUGACUGACUUGAAAGAUUCGAUAUCAAGUAUUUCGCACGUUAUCAUUGAUGGGUCAUAUAGUGGGUACUUUGAGCUUUCUGAUACAAUCAAGCCUUGCGCCAGGGUAUUAAUUGACUACCUACAGCACGUUGAGAAUUAUCAGGUGGGUAUAGUGACUGGAGAUAACAAAGAAGUGGCGCAUAAAAUAGGCGCAGAACUCGGAGUGCCAAAAGGCAACAUUUUCAGUGAAGUUUCCCCGCUUGACAAAGAUAAGGUUGUCACUCAACUACGUAAUCGGUUUGGCGGACGCGGAAAUAUAUCAAUUGCCUUUGUCGGUGAUGGAAUCAAUGAUGCACCUGCUUUGGUACAAGCUGAUAUUGGCAUGGCCAUCAGCACAGGCACGGAUAUCGCUAUCGACUCGGCUGAAGUUGUUUUGAUGGGAUCACAGGGGAAGAAAAAUGAUCUUUUCGGAGUUGUCACUGCCCUUCAAAUAUCUCAGGCGAGUUUUAAAAAAAUCAAGUGGAAUUUUUUCGGCGCUACAAUCUACAAUUUUUUGAUGUUGCCGUUUGCCAUGGGUUGCUUCCUUAAGUAUGGCUGGAUGCUCUCACCAGUGAGUGGAGCAGGAGCAAUGGCCUGCAGCUCAAUCAGUGUGGUGCUUAAUUCGUUAUUGCUCAAAAAAUGGAAGCCUCCCAGAGUCAAAGAAAUCGUCGAAAACUUGUACCUCAAUGAGGAAAGUAUUGGAAGCGAAUUUUCUCUCAAAAGUUCCACAUUAGGUGAGUUCAAUGCUGUGAAAAGAGGCGGGAUUAGGAAUAAGGUCCAGUUUCAUGGUUGGUCGAGGGUUUUCUCUAGCAUUAAAAGAAAGGCUCAUGGUGAAGCCGAUUACGAAAUGGUGGAAUCCCCACAGAAUUAGAGAGUUAACGGAUAAAGCGCAAAAACUAGCACAAAGCGCUUCGAAAAAUCCUUUUCACUGGGGUAAAUUGGAACAAGUUAAAAUUCGGCCCGUACAAUGGAACUUUGCAUUGGGCCAUACUUGGUACCCGGAAGCCUGUUGCAUAUGCCGCACGGAGACUCUAAAUUUAGUUCAAGUCGCGAACUAGGAUGGAAUUUGAUUCGCAAAAGCCAGUGAAAGGAAACUAAUAAAAUGAAUCUAUAUUUAUUUAUCUGCAUGAAUCUAAUUUAAGAACAAGAAA